CAAGUGGGAGAAAGCAUUCCAAAGAUCUCGAUCAACAUGGCUGACUUACAACACUGGGUUGAGCUGCUAAGCAGCCCAACGCUUUCUGUGCUACCACACGAUUACAUUCGUCCAACUGAUAACAAGACCAUUGAGGCUACGUUGAGCUUCAACGAGGUUGAAGGAGCCUCACCGUUUACCGUGGGCCUCGCUGUUUUCGGUACCUUGAUAUACAGACUGACCGGUGAUGAUGACAUCGUUAUCUCAACCGAUAUUGCUGCGAAUGGCCAGGAGUUUGUCGUGAGAUUCACCAUCUCGCCAACGGCCUCCUUUAUCGACCUUGUCAAGCAAACCACGGAGCUCUUCAACACAGGCGCCUCCAAGGCGGUUGACUAUGACGAGCUAUCUCUGGCAAUCAAGAAAUCAAAUAAGCUUGAGGGCAAGCCACAGCUCUUUAGAUUGGCGUUCCAACACGGUAAUGACCACCAGUUCUUAUCAGAGUACGGGUCAACAAGAGACAUCUCUGUGUUUGUAAAUGGUUCGACUUAUGACGUUUACUUCAAUGCACUUCUUUACAAAGAGGAGAGAAUCGAGUUCCUUGGUGCUCAAUUCAACCAAUUCUAUCAAGCUGUCAUUGAGGAUCCAUCAAUCCAGAUCACUAAGGUGUCACUUGUCACUCCUACUCAAAAUGACAUUUUACCAGACCCUACAAAGGACCUGGACUGGUCAGGCUACAGAGGCGCUAUUCACGACAUCUUCCAAGAGAACGCUGCCAAGUUCCCUGAUAGAGUGCUGGCCAUCGAGACUCCUUCUUUCCUCGCACCAGAGCAGAAGUCCCGUGAGUUCACCUACAAACAGAUCAACGAAACCUCUAACAUUGUGGGAAACUACCUGGUCAAGACUGGUAUCCAGAGAGGUGACAUUGUCAUGAUCUACUCAUCUCGUAGUGUCGACUUGCUGGUGUCUGUGCUCGGUGUGUUGAAAGCUGGUGCCACUUUCUCUGUCAUCGACCCUGCUUACCCACCUGCUCGUCAGAAUAUUUAUUUACAGGUUGCCAAACCAAAAGGUCUCAUUGUCAUCAAGAAGGCUGGUGUCUUGGACCAAUUGGUUGAGGAUUACAUCAAGAAUGAAUUAGAGGUGGUUUCUCGUAUUCCUCAAAUCGAACUCCAAGACGACGGUUCCAUCCUCGGUGGUGCUUCUGAAGGCUCCCAGGACGUCCUUGCCAACAUUCCAGCCACACCAACUGGUGUGCUGGUUGGCCCUGACUCGAACCCAACUUUGUCCUUCACCUCUGGUUCAGAAGGUUUACCAAAGGGUGUCUUGGGUCGUCAUUUCUCGCUGGCUUACUAUUUUGAUUGGAUGUCCAAGACUUUCAACCUCUCUGACAAGGAUAGAUUCACGAUGCUUUCAGGUAUUGCCCAUGAUCCUAUCCAAAGAGACAUGUUCACCCCUAUUUUCCUCGGUGCCCAACUGCUUGUUCCAACAGAUGAUGACAUUGGCACUCCUGGUAAAUUGGCUGAAUGGAUGUCCAAAUACGGUGCAACAGUGACACACUUAACACCUGCCAUGGGUCAACUGCUGUCUGCUCAGGCAACUGCCCAGUUCCCUGCCUUGCACCAUGCGUUCUUUGUCGGUGAUAUCUUGACCAAGAGAGACUGUUUGAGGUUACAGACACUUGCUGAGAACGUCAACAUUGUGAACAUGUAUGGUACUACUGAGACUCAAAGAGCAGUCUCAUACUUCGAGGUUGCUUCGAGAUCAAGCGAUCCAACCUUUUUGGAGAACCAGAAGGAUGUUAUGCCAGCUGGUAAGGGUAUGCUCAACGUUCAGCUCUUGGUUGUCAACAGAAACGACAGAUCUCAGAUCUGUGGUGUCGGUGAAGUUGGUGAGAUCUACGUCCGUGCUGCUGGCUUGUCAGAAGGAUACAGGGGUCUUCCUGAUUUGAAUAAGGAGAAGUUUGUUCAGAAUUGGUUUGUCGACAACGAUACCUGGGUCGUUUUGGAUCAAGAGAAGGACAAGGGCGAACCAUGGAGACAAUUCUGGAAGGGACCAAGGGAUAGACUGUACAGAACAGGUGACUUGGGCCGUUACCUUCCAGACGGUAACUGUGAGUGUUGCGGUAGAGCUGAUGACCAAGUUAAGAUCCGUGGUUUCCGUAUCGAGCUUGGUGAGAUCGACACCAACAUUUCCCAGCAUCCGUUGGUUCGUGAGAAUAUCACCCUGGUUAGACGUAAUCAGAACAACGAGCCAACUCUGAUCUCUUACAUUGUGCCAAAAUCUGACGUUAAGGAGCUUGAAGACUUCAAAUCGCCAAUUGAAGAUGUUGAGGAUAAAGAUGAUCAUGUCGUUACCGGCCUGGUUGGCUACAGAAACCUCAUCAAGGAUAUCAAGGAGUUCUUGAAGAAGAGAUUGGCCUCAUAUGCCAUUCCAACAAUCAUCGUCCCAUUCCACAAGCUGCCAUUGAAUCCAAAUGGUAAAGUUGACAAGCCAAAGCUACAGUUUCCAUCUCCUGCACAGCUUGAGACAGUAGCAAAGCAUGCUGCUGCUGAUCAGGAUGAUACCCAGUUCACUGAGACAGAGGCAAAGGUUCGUGAUUUGUGGAUCUCUGUUUUGCCUCAGCGUCCAUCUACCGUGUCGCCAGACGAUUCCUUCUUUGACUUGGGAGGUCACUCUAUCUUGGCUACAAGAAUGAUCUUUGAACUGAGAAAGAAGUUUGUCAUUGAUCUUCCACUGGGAACAAUUUUCAAGUAUCCAACCAUCAAGGCAUUCGCCAAGGAGGUUGACCGUAUUCAAUCAGGUGCUCCGCUCGAGGCUACUGCUCAAGAGCAGAACGAGGAUGAAGUCGUUAAGCCAGCUGAGUACUUCAAGGACGCCAGCGAGCUCUCAGAAACCCUCCUCAAGAAGUCAUAUCCAUCAAAGGCUCCACUAUCAAGCUCAGACGAGAUCAACGUGUUUGUCACUGGUACCACCGGUUUCCUCGGAUCCUUCAUUGUUGCUGACUUAUUGAACAGGGAUGCAAAGAUCAAAGUCUUUGCCCAUGUCCGUGCUUCUGACAAAGAGAAAGGCUUCGAAAGAGUCCGUAAAGCAGGUCAGACUUACGGUAUCUGGAAAGAUUCAUUUGAGUCGAGACUUGAGGUUGUCUUAGGUGACUUGUCCACUGAAAACUUUGGCUUAUCUGAAUCUGCUUGGUCUUCACUUGCAGACACUAUUGAUGUCAUCAUCCAUAAUGGUGCAUUGGUUCACUGGGUGUACCCAUACAGCAAACUUCGUGAUGCCAACGUUAUUGGAACCGUCAACACAUUGAACCUCGCAGCCACUGGUAAGGCCAAGUACUUUGCCUUUGUCUCUUCAACAUCCACACUGGAUACUGAACACUUUGUUGAACUUUCUGACAAGCUUCUCUCUCAAGGGAAAGACGGUGUUCCAGAGUCUGACGACUUGUCAGGCUCUGCUUACGGCCUUGGUUCCGGUUAUGGACAAAGUAAAUGGGCUGCAGAGUACAUCAUUCGUCGUGCAGGUGAGCGUGGCUUGAGAGGUGCCAUCAUCAGACCAGGUUACGUUACUGGUGAGACAAAAACAGGGUCUUCCAACACUGAUGAUUUCCUCUUGCGUAUGCUCAAGGGAUGUGCUGAGCUUGGUGUUUAUCCUAAUAUCAACAACACGAUCAACAUGGUUCCAGUUGACCACGUUGCUAGAACUACUGUUGCUGGUGCUCUUCACCCACCAAAGGAGAACGAACUGGCUGUGAUUCAAGUUACUGGCCACCCAAGAGUCACUUUCACCCAAUACAUUGGUGCCUUGAACAAAUUUGGCUAUGGCUUGAAGGAAGAUGACUAUGUCACAUGGAAGAAGGCUUUGGAAAGAUACGUUGUUGAACAAACCAAAGAAAGUGCAUUGUACCCGUUGUUGCACUUCGUCUUGGAUGAUCUCCCAUCAAACACCAAAGCACCAGAACUGGAUGACAUAAAUGCCCGCACAUCGUUGAAAGCCGACGCUGACUGGACAGGCAUUGACGCUUCUGAAGGUAAGGGUAUCGAUGAAAGACAGAUCGCUGUUUACGUCUCUUACUUGAUCAAGAUUGGUUUCUUGCCAAAGCCAGCUGGACAAGGAGAACCUUUGCCAGAGGUUAAGCUCACUGAGCAACAAUUCAAGCUCGUGACUUCUGGUGCUGGUGCUCGUGGUUCAGCAAACUAA
Molecule: messenger RNA, 4173 nt
Organism: Williopsis jadinii
Lineage: Eukaryota; Fungi; Ascomycota; Saccharomycetes; Phaffomycetales; Wickerhamomycetaceae
Gene: LYS2
Product: L-aminoadipate-semialdehyde dehydrogenase
Exons: 2
Coding region: 37-4173 (1378 amino acids)
Biological process (GO): L-lysine biosynthetic process
Molecular function (GO): phosphopantetheine binding; L-aminoadipate-semialdehyde dehydrogenase [NAD(P)+] activity
Source: RefSeq, a predicted model, not a curated record